Molecule: messenger RNA, 3924 nt
Organism: Glossina fuscipes
Lineage: Eukaryota; Metazoa; Arthropoda; Insecta; Diptera; Glossinidae
Gene: Iswi
Product: chromatin-remodeling complex ATPase chain Iswi
Exons: 6
Coding region: 92-3139 (1015 amino acids)
Biological process (GO): nucleosome organization; regulation of transcription by RNA polymerase II
Cellular component (GO): nucleus; chromatin
Molecular function (GO): ATP binding; histone binding; DNA binding
Source: RefSeq, a predicted model, not a curated record
AGUUGGUUUGUGCUGUCUAAGGAAGAAAGUAAUUAAAUUCAUGAAAGUAUUUUGAAAUUAAAAAAAGAAGAUAGUAAAUAAUUAAGAAAACAUGUCUAAAGAUGAAGGAAAAACUGAGGAGCUUGAGGGUAACGAGGAAAAUUCGAAUGAAACCAAUUCAGAAAAUACUUCCUCCUCGGCAGAAAAGGAAGUCGAGUUUGAUAAUAAAAUUGAAACUGAUCGUAGCAAACGGUUUGAUUUUCUAUUGAAGCAGACUGAAAUAUUCACACAUUUUAUGACUAACAGUGCAAAAAGCCCUACAAAACCGAAGGGGAGACCCAAAAAGAUUAAAGAACCUUCAAAUACUGAUCAUCGUCAUCGCAAGACAGAACAAGAGGAAGAUGAAGAACUUCUGGCGGAAGAUACGCAAACAAAAGAGUUAUUUCGUUUCGAAGCAUCACCCAGUUAUAUUAAGAAUGGCGAGCUGCGCGACUACCAGGUACGUGGCUUAAAUUGGAUGAUUUCCUUAUACGAAAAUGGCAUCAAUGGAAUACUGGCUGAUGAAAUGGGUUUGGGUAAAACAUUGCAAACGAUUUCCCUGUUAGGAUAUUUGAAACAUUUCAAGAAUCAAGCCGGCCCACAUAUUGUGGUUGUACCAAAAUCCACUCUUCAAAACUGGGUGAAUGAAUUCAAAAAAUGGUGUCCUUCCCUUCGUGCUGUUUGCCUUAUCGGUGAUCAAGAUGCACGAAAUACUUUCAUUAGAGACAUUUUGUUGCCAGGUGAAUGGGAUGUAUGCGUCACUUCGUAUGAAAUGUGUAUACGUGAAAAAUCAGUUUUCAAAAAGUUUAAUUGGCGUUACAUGGUUAUCGACGAAGCUCAUCGUAUAAAAAAUGAAAAAUCCAAGUUAUCAGAAAUAUUGCGCGAAUUUAAAACUGCAAAUCGUUUGUUGAUUACGGGCACGCCUUUGCAGAAUAAUUUGCACGAGCUGUGGGCUCUGCUGAAUUUCUUAUUGCCUGAUGUCUUUAAUUCCUCUGAAGAUUUCGAUUCAUGGUUUAACACUAAUACGUGUUUAGGUGAUGAUGCUUUAAUUCAGCGUUUACAUGCUGUUUUGAAACCUUUUCUCUUGAGACGCUUGAAAUCGGAAGUCGAGAAGAGGUUGAAACCGAAAAAAGAAAUUAAAAUAUUUGUAGGACUUUCGAAAAUGCAGAGAGAAUGGUAUACUAAAGUGUUGAUGAAAGAUAUCGACAUUGUUAAUGGAGCUGGUAAGAUGGAAAAGAUGCGAUUACAAAAUAUUUUAAUGCAGCUGCGUAAAUGUACCAACCAUCCUUAUUUGUUCGAUGGGGCUGAGCCCGGUCCACCUUACACUACCGAUACUCAUUUGGUUAAUAAUUCUGGUAAAAUGGUUAUUCUUGAUAAAUUGUUGCCAAAACUACAGGCUCAAGGCUCGCGGGUUUUAAUAUUUUCCCAAAUGACUAGAAUGUUGGAUAUAUUAGAAGAUUAUUGUUUGUGGCGUAAUUAUCAAUAUUGUCGUUUGGACGGACAGACUCCCCAUGAAGAUCGAAAUCGCCAAAUUCAAGAUUAUAAUAUGGACAAUAGUACCAAAUUCAUUUUCAUGUUGUCGACUCGUGCCGGUGGUUUAGGUAUAAAUUUAGCCACAGCCGAUGUGGUCAUCAUCUACGAUUCUGAUUGGAAUCCCCAAAUGGACUUGCAGGCAAUGGAUCGCGCUCAUCGCAUUGGUCAAAAGAAACAAGUGCGUGUUUUUCGCUUCAUUACGGAGAACACAGUAGAAGAAAAAAUAGUCGAAAGGGCCGAGAUAAAAUUGCGUUUAGAUAAACUGGUUAUACAACAAGGACGCCUGGUUAACAAUUCUGGAAACCAGUUGAAUAAAGAUGAAAUGUUAAAUAUCAUACGCUUCGGCGCGAAUCAUGUUUUUGCCUCCAAGGAUUCUGAGCUUACUGAUGAAGAUAUUGACACUAUAUUGGAGAGAGGAGAAGCUAAAACUGCAGAGGAAAAGGCUAAACUAGACUCAUUAGGAGAGAGCUCAUUACGUACAUUCACAAUGGAUACAAAUGGUGAAGCUGGUGCUUCCACUUCGGUGUAUCAAUUUGAAGGCGAAGAUUAUCGUGAAAAACAUAAGCUAAAUGCUUUGGGCAAUUGGAUCGAGCCACCUAAACGUGAACGGAAGGCUAAUUAUGCCGUUGAUGCCUAUUUUCGCGAAGCUUUAAGAGUUUCAGAACCCAAGGCUCCCAAAGCGCCAAGACCGCCAAAACAACCAAUUGUCCAAGACUUCCAAUUCUUUCCGCCCCGUUUAUUUGAACUACUCGAUCAAGAGAUAUACUAUUUUCGUAAAACCGUGGGCUAUAAAGUACCGAAAAAUCCCGAGUUAGGCUCGGAAGCUUCCAAAGUGCAAAGGGAAGAGCAACGUAAAAUUGAUGAGGCUGAACCUUUGACUGAAGAGGAGAUGACCGAAAAAGAGGCUUUGCUUACGCAGGGUUUCACUACGUGGACUAAACGUGAUUUUAAUCAAUUUAUUAAGGCUAACGAAAAAUAUGGUCGUGACGAUAUUGAAAACAUAGCCAAGGAUGUUGAAGGUAAGACACCUGAGGAAGUUAUCGAAUAUAAUGCGGUUUUCUGGGAACGUUGCCAUGAAUUGCAAGACAUUGAACGUAUUAUGGGGCAAAUUGAGCGUGGUGAAGCUAAAAUUCAACGGCGCUUAUCCAUUAAAAAAGCAUUAGAUCAAAAGAUGUCACGUUAUCGAGCACCAUUCCAUCAGUUGCGUCUACAAUAUGGAAAUAAUAAGGGCAAAAAUUACACCGAAAUUGAAGAUCGAUUUUUGGUAUGCAUGCUGCACAAGCUAGGUUUUGAUAAGGAAAAUGUUUACGAGGAGCUACGUGCCGCUAUAAGAGCAUCUCCACAAUUUCGGUUCGAUUGGUUUAUAAAGUCGCGUACCGCUUUAGAAUUGCAACGACGCUGUAACACGUUGAUUACGCUAAUUGAACGAGAGAAUCUCGAAUUGGAGGAAAAAGAACGGCAGGAGAAGAAAAAGAAGGCUGCUAAAAAUUCCGGGGCACAGGCUACAACCCAACAAACUAAAGCUAAUCAGAAACGAAAAACUGAUAUGCUUACAAAUGAAAAGAAUGCUAAGAAAAAGAAAAAAUAAGAAACUUGAUUAAAAUGAUUAAUCCUAAAUGCUUACCUUUAAAUAUUAAGUUGACAAACAUGACCCAAUCUUUGAGUACACGUUUAGUUUUUAUAUAAAUUUAAUUAAUUGAAACGCUUGAAAAAGUUGAAAAUUCAGUAUAUAAAAAUAAGGUUGAUUUUUUUUUUUUGAAAAAUGGCCAUGAAUUUGGUCUGCGCCAAAUGGUCCCUAUUAAGCAGCUAUAUGAAACAUCCGAACAGCAACCGAAGAAAUGAGGCAUUACUUAUUUGUGUGUACUUUACGUAAAAUCUUAAUAUUAAAAAAAUCAUUCAUUAUUCAUAUAUUAUGUAUUUACUUUUUACUUAAAAAAAAAAAAAAACAUAUUUCUUAAGCACAUAUCGUUUUCCUUUCAUCAAACAUUUGAUUAGACUUUAGGCCAUUAAGUUUAUUUCUGUCUCAAUAUUUUCACUUCUCUUCAAAGAAAAAAAUACAUACUUAAUAAAUGUGAGAAAUAUUAAUUUAUUCAUUCUUUUCGAAUCGGACAUGUGGUAAAUUUUUUUUAGUUUCACUCAACUAUUUAUUUUAGUCAAAGGUUGAUCAUUGAUCAUUUUGCUUUAGUUAAUUUUAUCACGAAUUUGCAUUUAUCAAAAAACUUUGAUCGCAUCUUCCUAGAGAUUUUUAUAUUGAAUCUUAAUAAACCUCUCAAAAGACUUACAGCUUCUGCUGCCAUCAGAUUUGUAAAAAUAUUUUGCAAAUGAACUUUCGUUUAAAGACACGCUCUCGCCAUCCAUUGCAUAAGACUUUUU